Molecule: messenger RNA, 642 nt
Organism: Cercopithifilaria johnstoni
Lineage: Eukaryota; Metazoa; Nematoda; Chromadorea; Rhabditida; Onchocercidae
Source: the annotation of a GenBank genome assembly
AUGGGUGAUUACGACUAUCUGAUCAAAUUCUUAGCUUUGGGUGAUUCUGGAGUUGGCAAGACUUCCUUGUUGCAUCGAUAUACGGAUAACACAUUUACCGGUCAAUUCAUAUCAACGGUUGGAAUCGAUUUCAAAGAGAAGAAAGUUGUAUAUAAAAGUGAUCGUGGAGGUUACGGCGGAAGGGGACAGCGUGUUUUAUUACAACUAUGGGAUACAGCUGGACAAGAAAGGUUUCGUAGCCUUACGACAGCGUUUUUUCGUGAUGCAAUGGGUUUCAUACUUAUAUUUGACAUUACAAACGAACAGUCAUUCCUAAAUAUUAGGGAUUGGUUAUCGCAGUUAAAAAUUCAUGCAUAUUGUGAAACACCAGAUAUAAUCAUCUGUGGCAAUAAAUCAGAUUUGGAAAAUCGAAGACAAGUUAGUACGGCACGAGCUAAACAGCUGGCUGAUCAACUGGGACUGCCAUAUUUUGAGACAAGCGCCUAUUCAUCAACAAAUGUGGAAAAAUCGGUAGAUUGCUUACUCGAUUUGGUUAUGCAGCGAAUCCAACAAUCGGUAAAACAUACACGGUUGCCAAUUGGUGAUAGUAAAGGUAUCAUUCUGGACGCCGACACAACUUCCUCAUAUUGUCCCUAUUGCUAA